AUGAAUAAAUUACAACCUCUUGAAGAAGUAACUCGAAACCUACGUCUAAUCGCCAACGAUGAGCCGGAAAGUAUUGGAAACGAAAGCUUGCAUGAAGAAACAACGAAUAAAUCUGUAAAUUUUGGUUUAGAAAACAAUUGGCGACACAAGCAUCUAGCAUACAAGCGCAACUUUGGUAAUUUAUGUCGAGUAUGGAAUAACCCUCACGAUAAUAUCAAUGCGGAUAACUCUAGGCUCGCUCAGAUACAACCAGUCGUACUCUCGGUAAAACGUUCAAACGGCAAUGUAAAUUCUAGCGGGGAGAGCUCAAAUGAACCUCUACCAGCUCGAAAUAUCUCGAGACACCACACUCAGCCUGAUUACCACAAACGACAAGAGCAACGGAAAAUAUGGAAAGAAAAUCAGGCCCUAAUCAAGCGUUUGCAAAGUACCAAAACAACAUUUAAUACUAAGGAAUGGGAGAAGGAUGACAAAAGGUCCCAAGAAUUUCUUAAGAAUCAGGAGAGAAGACGACAAGUGCUUCAACACGAAUUGCGCAGAGCUCAAAAAUCGCCGGAAGCGCUUUUGCGCUCUGAACCGCUCAAGAGUUAUUGUUCCAACCAUAUCAAGACAUGUUGUGUCACUUCUGCAAUUGAUGGAUUCGGGGAACCGAGUGUUCAAGAUUUGGGACACCGCAAUUUAAACAGGAAAGUUCGGAUAAAGAAGCGGGAUAUCAUUAAUAAAAAAUUACAGCAUGAAAGUACCGAGAAGAGCUGGCGAGUGCACGACCAAAAGUCGAUGCUUCUACGUACGGGAAAUGACGAAGAACUACAUUCGGCCAAGGCAAUCAUCGCUGAUGGAGAGGCAAGCGCCGUGCAUACUGCUUUUGUACCGCAAACUGAAAACGAAAAGAUGCGAUUUGCAUUGCUAUGCGAAGAAAGUCGAAGCUUGAGCACGAAUAGCUCGGAACAGAGUGAUAUGUUGGGCUUUGAAACCAGUAAUCGGAAUGUGAUGGGUCUUUAUGGAGCAUUUUCACCUGGAGCUGAGUUAGAAGCAGUGUUGAAUGCGGUUGAAGUGAGCGAUAAAGACCUUCACAGCGGUCCACCAAGCACAGCGAUUGCUGCAGAAAUGGGGAAUAUGUGUGGCUUGAAUCAAUGCGAAAGUUGUAUCACUGAUUUUCUGAGUUGUGAUUUAGCAUUAUCCGGUGGCGCUGAAACUGAUAAAGUCUCGGCACCUGAGUCGCUGGAGCAAACACAAACACUGCCAGAUAAUCAAGAAAAGGAAGCAAGCUACAAUGGUAAUUACUUCGAUAACGAUCGUAUUCCAUCUGCCAGAGCAACGGAAAGAAAGCAGAAUAAGCACGAAAUAAACGGAGCACCAAGACCGGACAAUGAAGCUGAUGUAAAGAACGAGGAUGAAGCCCAUAAAAAAUAUAAAUAUAGGGAUGAAAAAAGUGUGGAAUACCAGGAAGAAAGCAUGGACGAUGAAGAGUACUCCCAUGACGGUUUUGAGUAG
Plasmopara halstedii is the source of this 1494-nucleotide messenger RNA. RefSeq lists its product as uncharacterized. The record is from RefSeq and is a predicted model, not a curated record. Lineage: Eukaryota; Oomycota; Peronosporomycetes; Peronosporales; Peronosporaceae. Bases 1 to 1494 code for a protein of 497 amino acids. The transcript has 2 exons.